CUACGAACCAAUCUACGUAGUGUGCAGUGAACGCAGGAGGCAACUUGAUCUACCAUACCACCCAUACAAGCCAUCCAUGCCAUACCUUGGCAGCUCGGACCUUGCCAGCCAGCUUCCCAGCUUUUUUCCUCAACACCUUACCUACUUAUAUCACCAAGACCGUUCCUCUCGCUCAGUUGCCGCAGCCUUCUUGGAAACUCUUGACCCUCAACACCCUUACCUCCAGAAUCACCUACUCGCUUGCUUAAGUAUUCUUACUUCAACCAAGAGUACACAGGACCGCAUUGCGAAAGGCUUUGACAUCAACGGUCCCGACGAGCCUGUCUCUGUCUCAGUGCGCCACUCAUCACUAACAGUGACUGGGAAACACCGUUCUUUCCGGCACUCGCCCACAACCUACCGGUCCGGCACUUCAUCAACAAUACCACUGCAAACAUGGCCAGUCUUAUCGCCAAGUGGGUCAGCAAGAAGAUUCUUGCUGAGAGGGUUGAAAACAAAUUUGGCCGCGAGGACCCUUAUUUUGAAAGCGUCCCCGCCACCAGACUUGAUGGUUCCCCCAACGGCAAGGUCAAGAAGCGCAGAAAGGCCUUGCCGCCUGGCCUCUCCAAGCAAGACGGCGAGGUCUUGACCAAAGUCAAGAGAAGAGCCUACCGUCUCGAUCAGUCGCUUUUCAGUUGCUGUGGUGUUAAAUUUGGAUGGGGUAGCGUCAUCGGCUUGGUUCCUGCUGUUGGUGAUGUUCUCGAUGCUUUCAUGGCCAUGAUGGUGUUCAGAACCUGCUCUAAGGUCGAAGGUGGACUCCCAAACUCGGUCAAAUCUCAGAUGAUGUUCAACAUCAUUAUCGAUUUCGUCAUUGGCCUGGUCCCAUUCGUGGGCGACAUUGCCGAUGCUGCUUUCCGCGCCAACACCAAGAACGCCAUUCUCCUCGAGGAGCAUCUGCGCGAAAAGGGAAGAAAGAAUAUGAAGCGCAGCGGAACACCCAUUCCCGCAAUCGAUCCGAGUGAGGCAGAUGAAUGGGAUCGCUUGCAAGGCGACCGCACCCCGCCCGAGUACGUCAGCCGUGAGCCUUCUCGCAAUGGACACAUGUCAGCAAGUCGCCAUGAACGUGCUCCGACUGCUCCAGCCGCCGCUGCAGUUAGAGAGGAGCGCUCUGGCGGUCGAGGCUGGUUUGGCUUUGGAGGUCGCUCGAGGGUUGACGACGAUGUUGAGGCGGCUCGUGAUCCCAGGGACAGACCCGCUCGUCAAUCGCGUCGUUAGACUACCGGCUGCUCGAGGAAUUCUCUCACAAGAGGAAGAGUCGAGGGUCAGAAUUGGCGAUGAAGACAAAUGGGUAACUCGUCGAAAUUCGCGGUGGCUGGGAAGCACGCCCAGCGUUUGCGUGUACCUGAUGGAUGGUCAAACUUCGAUAGACUCUUGGUCUAUCUGGCUCUAGAUGCUUAUUUUAUGAGGACUUGGACGACGAAGAUGAACAUGACACGAUACCUUUUCUUUUACAUACCCACGCUGCUUUAGUUGCACUGUCAGAAGCUUAAUACAGUUCACAAGAAAAUCAAGGUCUCGCAAAA
Messenger RNA from Colletotrichum phormii, 1562 nucleotides. Its product is annotated as PH domain-containing protein. The record is from RefSeq and is a predicted model, not a curated record. NCBI's taxonomy places the organism in Eukaryota, Fungi, Ascomycota, Sordariomycetes, Glomerellales, Glomerellaceae. The coding region runs from base 436 to 1254 and encodes 272 amino acids. The transcript is spliced from 3 exons.